Molecule: messenger RNA, 2878 nt
Organism: Oncorhynchus mykiss (rainbow trout)
Lineage: Eukaryota; Metazoa; Chordata; Actinopteri; Salmoniformes; Salmonidae
Gene: knop1
Product: lysine-rich nucleolar protein 1
Source: RefSeq, a predicted model, not a curated record
UGUUUGCCCACACUGCAUGGCUGCAUCCCACAUGGGAGCUCCGGUCAAAAGUAGUGGAGCAAUAAGCACGUGAGCUUUUCAGAGCUCUGCAGCUUGAUUGGAUAUGUUUUGUUGUUCUGCACGUUUUUGAGAGAGAGAACCACACACACACACACACACAGCAUAUGAGAGAGCGAGAAAGAUAAAGACAAAUACGACGUGUGAAGAAGGGAGAGAAUCAGGAGAUAGGAGAGGAACAGGAGAUAGGCGAGGAACAGAAGGAGCGUGCCGUUGAGCUUUGUUGCUAUAGACACACGAGGACGAUCACUAGAAGAGAAUCUGACAGUAUUUCCGGGUCAAGGAGCAGUGCAGUACUGGUGUACACACGUUUCCACGUGAGUCUUAAAAACGGCUUUUCAUGACGAAGUGGUUUUCGUGUCCGAGAAGACAGGAAGAUACAACACCGUGGAAAAGGUCUUUAUUGAUCAGGCUCAACGUCUGGCCCUUCAGAGGGAGAUAGACAAGGAGUCCCAGUCCACGGUUUCAGUCAGAUCGCUGAUGGUCCAAGCCGACACAGGCAACAGGAUGGUUACCAUGAAGAAGACGAACAAGAAGAGUGGGAAGGACACCCACGCUGAGGAUGAGAUCUCAGAAAACACCUCCAUAAAUCAGGGGAAUAGCGAAGGAGUGAAGAAGAAAAAGAAGACGAAAGUAGAGACUCUGGUAGAAGAAGAGCGGGUGUCCAAUGGGGAAUGGGGGAAUACGGAAGGAGAGCAGGAGAAACAGAAAGGAAAGAAGAAGAAGUUGUUGUCUGGGACUGACACCAACGGUGAGGAAGUCAUGACUAAUGGAAAUGACGGAGGAGGGUGCAGCCAGGAGAAGAAGAAGCAGAAAGGUGUUAACACUGUUAAAACGGAGCUAGAGACAGAACACAGUGGAUUAAAGGACGAGAAAGGAGUCGUGGAAAAUGGGCAGAAGCUGAAAAAAAAGAAGCGCUCUCAGGCAGAAGAGACAGAGAUCAGCGUUGUCAAGGUAGAGGAAGGAGAGGUGAUAGAAAUAAAGAAAGGCAAGAAAAAGAAGGGAAAAACAGAGGAAGAAAAUAAACUGAAAAAGAUCCCUAAAGUUACUGAACCAACUGAGAGUCAGGAGGAGGAAGAGGGGGAGACGAAGAAGAAGAAGAAGGGUAAGAAGAGAGCAGUCGCUGAGAAAGGAGAGACAAAAGAGAAAGAGUGCGGAGAGGCAGAGAAAGAAGUGGUAGUAAAGAAGAAGAAGAAGAAGGGAGCUGAGGCUACAGUAGCAGUACAGCAGGAGGAACAGAAUAACACCAAGAAGAAGAAGGGAGCUGAGGCUACAGUAGCAGUACAGGAGGAGGAACAGAAUAACACCAAGAAGCAGAAGAAGAAGGGAGCUGAGGCUACAGUAGCAGUACAGGAGGAGGAACAGAAUAACACCAAGAAGCAGAAGAAGAAGGGAGCUGAGGCUACAGUAGCAGUACAGCAGGAGGAACAGAAUAACACCAAAAAGAAGAAGAAGAAGCCCAAGUCCUCCAGCAGCGCUGCAGACACCACCAUGGACACGGAGACGGAGAGAAAGGAGGAGGGCAAGAAGAAGAAGAGAAAGGCCUCUGCACUAACAGAGGAGGAGGAUGUGUUGGACAAGCGGAAGCCCAAACAUAUGAAAAGGGUGGAUAUGACAGGAGUAGUGGAACAGGUGGAGGACGGAGAGAGCGAGGGAAGGAAAAAGAAGGUGAAGAAGAGCUCCUCUGAGAUAGAGACAGAAAUGGAGGACAGCACCCCUCACCAGAAAGGGAAGAAGGUUAUGACGAAGGGGAAAAAGAAGAUAAAGGUGGAGAGCUGCGACCCUGAAUACCAGGAGAGGGACCAGACGGAUGUGGUUUUCCUGUCAGAGACCAGGGGAAACGCCUUCGAGAUCAAUAUUGAUCAGGGGAGACGCCUGGCCCUGCAGAAUGAGAUCGACCAGAAGUCCAAUCCAGUCCAACUCAAAGCAGCACCGGUACCAUCGGGUUUGGGCCAGUGGGGCACCGCCCAGUUUGACAGUUCCGACCAACAUAGUAAGUUCCUGCGGUUGAUGGGCGGCUUCAAGAAGAGCGGGCAGCCAAUAGCAGCGAGCGGUGCGACGGGAGGGCGGGCCAACAUGGCGCUGACUAAAGACGGACAGCAGAGCUUGCAGCAAGGCCUACUGGGGGAGUUUGAGCGCGCUCAGUCGCGCCGCAUGGACUUCACGGGAAGGGGGGCGGGACUUGGGUUCUCGGCGCCGUCCAAUAAGAAGUUCUCGAUUGACAUCAACACAACCCGAUCGGUGCGCUUCGAUGACUGAGUCGGGACGGACCCUUGAGUGUGCGUGUCUAGCAUCCAAAAUGGAUUUGGAUGAGUGUGUGUACCUUUUCUCUUGCAGGGUCUUGGGAGUGUCUGUCGGUGAAUGUGGUGUGUAUGAAUGUAUAUACGGUAGUAGUUUGGACACACCUACUCAUUCCAGGGUUUUUCUUUAUUUUGACUGUUUUCUACAUUGUAGAAUAACAGUGAAGACAUAAACUAUGAAAUAACACAUAUGGAAUCAUGUAUUAACCAAAAAAUCUAAAUAUAUUUUAUAUUUGAGAUUCUUCAAAGUAGCCACCCUUUGCCUUGAUGACAACUUUGCACACUAUUGGCAAAUAUAUUUUGAUUUGAUAUUUAGACUUUUUUUUGGUUACUACAUGAUUCCAUAUGUGUUAUUUCAUAGUUUUGAUGUCUUCACUAUCAUUCUACAAUGUAGAAAACAGUCAAAAUAAAGAAAAAUCCUGAAAUGAGGUGUGUCCAAACUUUUGACUGGUAACAAAAAUAUAAAUGCAACAAUUUUGAUGAUUUUAAUGAGUUAGUUAUAAAGAAAUCAGAAAUAAAUG